AGGACCAGAAGCAAAAUGAAGAAGAAUAAAGAAUCAAAACCAGAACCCUAAACCUCUCUUUCCUUUCCUCUUUCUUCCCUUUACUUAACCCUUAAGUCUUCUCUUCUUCUCCUCCUUCCUUCCUCCUCCUCCUCUUAUUAUUCCCCUUAACGCAGAAACAGACAUUUUUAACCCAUUUAAAAAGUACUUCUGUACAUUUUCUUUCUCUUCUUCAAUGGCAGAAACAGCCUCCUAUACCAAGCACCGAACAACAGUCAAAGACCAAAUUCAACCAAACCCAAGUAAGUUUUACAAUGCUAACUUUCUCUGCAAAGGGUUUCUUAUUAUAAUCUUCUUAGUUAUACUCCCUCUGUUCCCCUCUCAAGCCCCUGAAUUCAUCAACCAAACUUUACUCACACGGAGCUGGGAGCUUCUCCACCUUCUUUUCGUCGGAAUAGCUGUCUCCUACGGGCUGUUCAGCCGGCGAAACGACGAUUCUCAGAAGGAAAACAACCACUCCAAGUUCGAUAAUGCUCAGUCGUACGUGUCUAGAUUUCUUCAGGUAUCCUCUGUUUUUGAUGAAGAGAAUGAAAAUUUAUCUGGGUGUGAUGAGAACAAGGUACAAACAUGGAGUAACCAAUAUUAUAGGAAUGAUCCUGUUGUUGUUCUUGAGGAACAGAGAGCUACUAGUUUUAGAAAAGGGGAGAAGCCUUUGCUUUUACCUGUCAGAAGCUUGAAAUCGCGUGUUUUAGACGCGGAUGUUUCAGAAACUAGCAGAGAAUCUAAUCUUUCAUCUUCUUGUAUUAGUAGGUCUAAUUCUAAUUUAGGGUCUAAAAGUUUUUCCAGCAAUUCAAGUAAAGAUAAAGGAGGGGAUUUAGGAGGUGGUGAUUAUGGGAAUGUGGAGAAGAGAGGUAGUGAAAAUGUUGUGCUUCCUUCACCAAUUCCAUGGAGAUCAAGAUCAGGAAGAAUGGAAGUGAAGGAAGAUAUUAUUAACUGCUCUCGUCUGCAUACUCAACUUUCUCCAAUGGCGGAAACUGGGUUUGACAGGCUUGAAUCUGGAUCAAUUAAGCCUCAAUUCUUCAUGAAAAUUUCUCUUUCUCCAUCUUCCUCCAAGAAGUUAUCUCCCUCUUUGUCAAUGGAAUCACAAGGCAAGACUGCUGAGGAUUCAGUGAGGAAAAAGAGCUUUUACAGGUCAUCUCCAGCCCCCCCUCCUCCUCCUCCUCCUCCACCUCCACCAUUCAUGGUUAACAAGUCUGUUGAACGUCUAUCAAUGGGGAACUCAACUAGGACAGUUAAACCAAGUGACUCGGCCAUUGCAGGAAGAAAAUACAGAGAUGAUGAAGAUGAAUUCAGUGGUAUAGCCGAAGAAAGAAUGAAGGAAACUAAUCAAUCCGCUAGGAAAACAGUGCGAUUCAGUCAAACAUCGUACAAAACCGAAGAGUUGAAUCCGGGUUUUAUCCCAAAUAAGAAAUUCAUGGAAUUUCCAGAAGAAGAGAAUCAAGAGUUCCUAGAGAAAGCAACCAUGGAAACCGAUGAUGACUUGGUAACAGAAGAUGAUGAUGAAGAGGACGAAGACAAUGAAGACGAUACCAGAGCAAGUUACUUUGCUUCCCGUAUGGUAGGAAGCAGCUCAAACCAGGAAGAAAGAGGUUCAAAAAAUGUGAGUGAUGGAGGCCCAGAUGUGGACAAGAAGGCUGAUGAAUUCAUAGCAAAAUUCAGAGAACAAAUCAGGCUGCAACGAAUCGAAUCAAUCAAGAGAUCAAGUGAUCAGAUUAGUAAAAAAUCUUUGAGGUAGAAAUCUUGAAGAUUCUUCCUUAAUCUUGAAAACAAAAAGGUUUUUUAUUUGAAUAGUAACAGGAUUUGGUGUUUGAAACCGUUUGUUUUCUCUUGAUGUGCUUACAGAUUUAUUAUGAAUACCAAACACUAAGGCCAAUGUAUAGAAAGAAAGACACCAUGUUUCUACUCUCUCUUUCAACUUGCUGUCUUUGCCUUUACAUUCUUGUAAUGGAAAAGAUUGGUUUUUUUCUUAA
Molecule: messenger RNA, 2009 nt
Organism: Carica papaya (papaya)
Lineage: Eukaryota; Viridiplantae; Streptophyta; Magnoliopsida; Brassicales; Caricaceae
Source: RefSeq, a predicted model, not a curated record